Thalassophryne amazonica is the source of this 2615-nucleotide messenger RNA. RefSeq names its product ring finger protein 208 (gene rnf208). The coding region runs from base 1487 to 2275 and encodes 262 amino acids. The record is from RefSeq and is a predicted model, not a curated record. Gene Ontology annotation, biological process: protein ubiquitination. Gene Ontology annotation, molecular function: ubiquitin protein ligase activity. The transcript has 3 exons. Lineage: Eukaryota; Metazoa; Chordata; Actinopteri; Batrachoidiformes; Batrachoididae.
CAAGCCAUAUACAUAGAGAGGCAUCCAGAGAAAGAGACAGAGAGAGAGAAGGAGAGAGGGGGAGAGAGAGUGUGUGCACGUACGUGUGAAAAAUGUGCAUGUGUGAUUGAGUGUGUGUGCAUGUAGUGAGAGAAGCAGACGCAGAGGAGGAGAAAUGAACGGCUGCUGAGAUACAGGAGGGCUAAAAGCAGAAGAAAAAUAGAGCGAUAGGUACCCCCCCACCGCCCGAGACCAGAACGAAAAGAAAGACCAGGGGGAUUAAGAAAGAGGUCACAUAGGUCAACGCAUAGAAACCGCUGACUGAAGGAGGAAAGAAGAGGUAUGGAGAAAGAAAUUCUCGAAGGAGAUGGUCAGCUGCAUAUGAGAAGAGAAGGAGCAGGCGUGAGAGAGUGAAAGACGAAAGAAUGAAAAGAGAGCGUUUGUCCUCGCGGUAAGAUGCCAUCCUGCGCCGUCACACCAAAGAGGAAGACGUGUGCCGUCUACGACGUUGUGAGGAGCUCAGAAAUUGGGAAAGGUUCAUGGACCAAAGGAAUCUUGGGGUCAGCAGUUAAAAGUCUGUAAACAGAAGACGGACACGGAGGCAUCCUUCAGCCUGUUAUCAACUGGGAGGACUGUCUGAAAGUUCAAACCUCCUUCACUCCCAUUUCUGAGGAAUUCAGACACCCUGGAGUGAAGGAAUCACUCCAGCUUUCUUAUAAAGAACACCUCCCAAAAAAGGACCUUGUCGUUCUUCUUAUCAGCAAGCCCCAAGAGGGUCAUACAGGGUCAAAAGAUCACACUGGGUCAAGAGCAAGGAGAGAUCAGAGGUUAUUUUUUUUACAAACACUCAAGAAUGUGUUUAAAACACCUGCUGCCAAAAAAACUGAAUGUUAACCUCUGACUUAAGUUUCCCUUGACAGGCCACAGAACGCUCGAACUUUGCUGAACUACCUGAUCACAACCUCACCACCAACUUGUACUGUAUGUAUAUAUAUUUAUAUUUAAGUGAGCAUCAGUGUGUGUAUAUGAGAUUAUUUAUCGCUGAGUAAGAACAUAUCUUUGUGCUAAAAUACUAAAUGUCCUUGUUUACAAGCAACUGCAAAUAUUCAUUACAGACAGCACAGAAUCAUCGGCAUAUGUGAGUUACCAGAUUUGAAAAAAAAAAAGGCCUUUAAGUGAUUAACACUGUUCAGAUUUUAUAAACUGGACUGUUAUAUCAUCUGUACAUAUCAGCUGACAGAGUGUAAGAUUAACAGAUAGUAACAGCUUCAGAUUCUGGUGCUCUGGCUGAGCUCUAUCUGUCUUCGCCUCACAAAGACUCAGGCUAACAGCAGCACCCGGCCAGGUGGCACCUCUGAGGGAAUCAUGAACGGAAUCAUCCGGCCUCAUGUUCCCUCGAAUGGCUGACUUCAGAGACAAACCUUGUCCACAUUUUCUAAACCAGGCAGGGGUGUCCAGCCCUAAUUAGAACCUCAGUCUAUCUGUCUUUCACGCCCAAAAAGCACGAAUGUCCUGCCUUAGGCGUCAGACCGUUACCAUCCCUAUGGACACCGUCAAGAUCAUCCAGUCGGAGAAGUUCCCCAGAGAGUGUCCUGUACCGGUCACACAGCCACGCUAUGCUCCGCCUCCCAGAGUGGCUUGGGAUGGUGGAGGUGAGGGUGAAAUCAUUGUCAAUCAGGCCUGCAGUGAUUUAACCCUGGAAAUGCCGGGGACUGGCAUUGUUCCACCCCGGCCUAUGGUGUCUCCUCCAGCGCCUGUGACUCACAGGGAGCAGAGCUUCCUGGCCCAGCGCAAAACUAGUGCCAAUGAAAUAUGCUACCACCAGUUCCACUACAAGAUGGAAGAUGUUAUAGUUAAUCAGUAUGUGCUUCGAUCCUCCUCCACUUCUUCCUCCACUUCCUCCUCCUCAUCUUCUGGGCCUGUGAUGCCUUGCGAGCCACUGGAUUGCCCAACCUGCGGACACACCUACAAUUUCACCGGUAAGCGCCCACGUAUCCUGUCCUGCCUGCACUCUGUGUGUGAGGAGUGCCUGCAGAUCCUCUAUGAGUCCUGUCCCAAGUAUAAGUUCAUCUCAUGCCCGACAUGCCGACGUGAAACAGUGCUGUUCACCGACUAUGGCCUGGCUGCUCUGGCCAUCAAUACCAGCAUCCUGAGCCGUUUGCCGUCUGACCCCAACGGGCCCGUGCAGUGGGGCGGGGAUGCCGACCGCAGCUGCUACCAGACUGUGCGCCAAUACUGCCAGUCAGCCUGCACCUGCCAGAUCGCCAACCCCUUGUCCUCUUGUGGCAUCAUGUAGACGAGGUGGGAAACUGCAGGCAUGAUUCAACACGGCCCGACUAUUUUCAUCUAAUCUCUCACCAUCCUGCCAAUCCCUUCUCUCACAUACAGUAAAUAAAUCUUCUCACAGAUCUUAUCUCUAUAUAUUUAAUAGCACAGAUGGAUGCUGUGUGGGACUAAUGGAUGGCAGCAGUUCAGUAAAUAAUAAAUAAAUGUAUUUUAUGUAUGGACUGAAAUCCUAUUCACCCUCUCUCGUUUGGUUGGAUGUGUUUGUCAUUGACGUCUCUUUACAUGGGAAUGCCAUGGGAGGACUGUCCCCCAACCUAGGUGAAUAAAGAUCAAAUAAAUGACUAAAUGAC